GUGUAUUAUGACAGACUUGACUAUUGCUUCAAGACAUCCAGUAGUUACACUCCUCGAGUGCCAUCCAUUGAAGGACAAGAUAUUGCUUUGCUGGAUGGCCACUCCUCCAGGAGCAACAAAGUUACAAAGUGUGCACAGGCUGCCAUGGGCAGGGGCUACAAAUACUUCGCUUUGUUCGAUAAUGGAGAAUGCCGAUCCUCCUGGACAGAGAGUGAUUACUCUUACUACGGCUAUGAGAGGACAACCAAUCAGUAUUGCUACUACUACUGUUAUUAUCAUUGUUACAGUAGGUGCUACUAUUAUUUAACGAAAUGUGGAAACGGAUAUGGUAGCUCUACAAAGAUGAACGUCUACACUUUUGACUACGGUAAGAAAGUUUAUCAGUAG
Messenger RNA from Porites lobata, 387 nucleotides. The record is from the annotation of a GenBank genome assembly. NCBI's taxonomy places the organism in Eukaryota, Metazoa, Cnidaria, Anthozoa, Scleractinia, Poritidae.